Molecule: messenger RNA, 1587 nt
Organism: Arachis duranensis
Lineage: Eukaryota; Viridiplantae; Streptophyta; Magnoliopsida; Fabales; Fabaceae
Product: cytochrome P450 703A2
Exons: 2
Coding region: 1-1587 (528 amino acids)
Molecular function (GO): oxidoreductase activity, acting on paired donors, with incorporation or reduction of molecular oxygen; heme binding; iron ion binding
Source: RefSeq, a predicted model, not a curated record
AUGGUUUUGCCCAUAUUUUUCUCAACCUUGCUCAUAGGAGGACUACUAGCCUCUAAACUCAUUUGGCAAUGGUUCACACAAAAAAUUUUAUCUUUGCAUAAUAAGCACCCCAAACUCCCUCCUGGCCCACCAAGGUUGCCAAUCGUUGGCAAUCUUCUUCAAUUAGGGCAACUUCCACAUAGAGAUUUAGCAUCUUUAUGCGAUAAAUAUGGACCCUUAGUUUAUCUUAAAUUGGGUAACAUUGAUGCAAUUACUACUAAUGAUCCUGAUAUCAUACGCGAAAUACUUGUUCGCCAAGAUGAUGUUUUUGCCUCUCGUCCACACACUCUUGCCGCUGUUCAUUUAGCCUAUGGGUGUGGGGAUGUUGCAUUGGCCCCUUUAGGCCCACAUUGGAAGCGAAUGAGAAGAAUUUGCAUGGAACAUUUGUUAACCACAAAGAGACUUGAAUCCUUCUCAAAACAUCGUCAAGAUGAAGCUAACCACCUUGUUAAGGAUGUUUGGGCUAAAGCCCAAACUGGAAAGCCCAUUAACUUGAGAGAAGUGUUGGGUGCAUUUUCAAUGAACAAUGUCACUAGAAUGUUGCUAGGAAAGCAAUAUUUUGGAUCUAAAUCAGCAGGCCCACAAGAGGCUAUGGAUUUCAUGCACAUAACCCAUGAAUUGUUUUGGUUAUUGGGUGUGAUAUACUUAGGUGACUACUUGCCAAUUUGGAGGUGGGUGGAUCCUUAUCAAUGUGAAAGGAAAAUGAAGGAAGUGGAAAAGAAAGUGGAUGAUUUUCACACCAAAAUUAUUGAAGAACAUAGAAAAGCAAGAAUUGAGAAGAAGAAGAAGAAUAAUAUGGGAAUGGAAGAUGAUGAAGAAAUGGAUUUUGUGGAUAUUUUACUAUCACUGCCAGGCGAAGAUGGAAAAGCGUGUUUGGAUGAUACAGAAAUCAAAGCUUUGAUUCAGGAUAUGAUAGCUGCAGCAACAGAUACUUCGGCUGUGACGAAUGAAUGGGCAAUGGCUGAAGUAAUCAAACAUACCCAUGUCCUUCGUAAAAUUCAAGAAGAGCUUGAUGCCGUAGUGGGUCCCAAUAGAAUGGUGAUGGAAUCUGAUUUAGUCCACCUUAAUUACCUGCGAUGCGUUGUACGUGAAACAUUUCGUAUGCACCCAGCAGGGCCUUUCCUCAUUCCACAUGAAUCUCUUCGUGACACCACCAUCAACGGCUUUGAUAUACCUGCAAAGACACGUGUCUUCAUUAACACCCAUGGUUUGGGUCGUAACACUAAGAUUUGGGACAAUGUUGAGGAGUUUAGGCCCGAAAGGCACUUGCUAGUUGACGGGGGUAGGGUUGAGAUUAGCCAUGGAGUGGAUUUCAAAAUACUACCCUUUAGUGCUGGAAAAAGGAAAUGUCCUGGUGCACCCCUUGGAGUCACCUUGGUUUUAAUGGCUUUGGCUCGACUUUUUCAUUGCUUUGAUUGGGCUCCGCCACGUGGCUUAAAUCCUCAAGAUAUUGAUACAAGAGAAGUCUACGGAAUGACCAUGCCUAAGGUUGAGCCCUUGAUUGCUUUUGCUACUCCUCGCUUAGCAAAACAUUUGUAUGUUAACUAA